CUUCUGCUCUUUGUCUUCACAGCCACCAUGUCACCCAGGCAGGAAUCUGUUUAUCCUGAGUAUGAGACUGACAGCAGCCAGACCUUGAAGCUGAUAAGGAAGUUUAAGGAGACGCCGUUUGUGCCCAUUGGGAUGGCUGGGUUUGCUGCCGUGGUUGGAUACGGGCUGUACAGGCUGAAGCACAGAGGUGACAUGAAAAUGUCACUUCACCUGAUCCACAUGCGAGUGGCAGCCCAGGGCUUCGUCGUGGGAGCCAUAACGUGUGGUGUGCUGUAUUCCAUGUUCCGGGAAUAUGUGGUGAAGCCCAAGGAAUAAAGGAGAGUUUGUCUGAAGGCUCUGUCCUGGUGGUGGCCUGUGCACUGCAGCUCCAAACCUCAUACCAAGGGUUUCUUGAGCAAAAACAAAAUUAUACAUGGCAUUAGAGAAUUGUUCUACUUGUGUAUGGUACACUGUGCUGAAGCUGGAGGCUUAAAUGAUUGUGCACUGGGGGAGUGGGUAUUGGGGUCUGGUUCUCUCUGACUGACACCACCACAUCCCAGUUUCUAGGGGAUAUAGUGGAGUACAAUCCCUUUAUCUUACCCUUCAACUCAGUCCUAAAAUUGGUGACUUCUUUGUCUGUCAUUGCCCAAAACCACAAAGUCUGAAUUGGCUUCUGUCAGAGAGUGUCAGGAGUGCCCUGCUGUCAUUUUUUAUCCUCUGCCUCCAACUUUGUAAUUUAGAAGCUUCCAGUAGCACUAAAUGACUUCUAAAAUAUUGAGAGAGAUAUAUAAACAUCUAUUUUUUUUAUUUAAGGCAUAAGUACUUGGUAUGUCGCAGCUAUUUAAAUGUUAUAUUUAUUCAUUGUUAACGAAGACACGGGCUCCCUAUUUUUGCUAUAUCAGACCCUGGGAUUACUAUAUUUUGUAACUUUAUUUACAGUGUUCUUCUGAAUAACAUCUAAAUGUAACAUUUAAAAUACAUAUUGUGAAAACUAAGCCUUGA
Molecule: messenger RNA, 981 nt
Organism: Chiroxiphia lanceolata (lance-tailed manakin)
Lineage: Eukaryota; Metazoa; Chordata; Aves; Passeriformes; Pipridae
Gene: HIGD1A
Product: HIG1 hypoxia inducible domain family member 1A
Exons: 4
Coding region: 28-315 (95 amino acids)
Biological process (GO): mitochondrial respirasome assembly; negative regulation of apoptotic process
Cellular component (GO): mitochondrion
Source: RefSeq, a predicted model, not a curated record